Molecule: messenger RNA, 705 nt
Organism: Sungouiella intermedia
Lineage: Eukaryota; Fungi; Ascomycota; Pichiomycetes; Serinales; Metschnikowiaceae
Source: the annotation of a GenBank genome assembly
AUGGAAGCUUCUACCUUGGUUAACACAGCCGCAAGCUCUGUGCUUGACUUGACCUCGGGUCUGCAAAAAGUCAUCGAGCUGACCUUGUACAGCCACCCAAUCUUCCAGUACUAUGAGAACGUGAAUCUCAACCACAGUAUCGCCAACAAGAAAAAUGCCCUCAUCGAGGAGAACAUCUGGCCACAUUUGACAGGUCACACAUUAGUGGGGCCAGACAAAAUCAACCUCAGAUCUCGCGGGCUUUACGUAAUCGACGAGAAGUUCUUAACGGAAUUUGAAGACAUCGAUGAGCUUGAACCAGAUCAGCAUAAUCACAGCUACACGUUUUUCCACUUGGGAAGCAAGUUGUCUGGACACACUCUGAUCAUUCACGGUGGGUUGUUGGCCACCAUUCUUGAUGAGUUGACGUGUAGACUUGCAUUUCAGAGCUUUGAGUCUAAGAAAGGUGUGACUGCCAACUUACAGCUCAACUACUUCAAGCCUUGCUUCGUGGACUCGUACGUGAUGCUCAAGUGUACUUUAUUAGACAAAAAGGGCAGAAAAUGUCGCGUUAAAGGUCAGGUGUUCCUGGUGGACUUGAAAGCAGACUUGGAAGGCAAGCCUGUUCCAGAAUUUGUGGAGGACAAGGCCAACUUGUUGACUGAGUGCAUUUGUUUAGUGAUUGAACCUAAGUGGGUCAACGAGUUGAACAAUACCCGGCACUAG